GGCUGCAACAUGCCUGCGCCUCUCCACCGCAACCCGACCAGCCGUGCCAGCGUCCGGCUGCGCCAUUAUCAAACUUUUCUGUACAUUUUCACGUCACCUGGACGCGAAACAUAAAUUUGGCAUCCUAUGCAAAUAUAUGCUGACGUAAAAGAUCAUGUGGUUUUUGUCGUCGAUCCCCCCUAUGAGCAACGAGGAGGGUUUUUUUUUCUCCUCUCUACUGUUGUCUUUAGGUUAGCUAUGCUACAAUCUUUACUGUACCCAGCGCUAGCUAUAUGCGCCCCGCACCGCACCACUCUGGAUAUCUGGGAAUAAUCAACUUCCAGGCUGUCGCUCCCUGCACCCGGAGACUACACACAGAUUCCACAGGAGAUUACCCAGAGUGCCGCUGGCCUGUAAAUCAUCCAGGAGGGAGAGCGAAGAGAGGGAGAGAGAGAGAGCGAGGAGGACGAGGAGGUGGAGCCCCAGCAAGACCCCCUUCCCCCUCUAGUGAAGCCCCUCCCCUCCGAGGAAGUGCACUUGAGCGCCACUGCUAUCUGUGAUGCCCUCCCAUGACGCCCAGGUCGGUAGCUGACACUGCCAGUGAGCGGGAGACGCCACUGCACAACCGGUCUUGGGCCGGCGCCGUCAGCCGCUUCACACCCUCCCUCUUGCACGCUGGAGACUCCACCUCCACCCACUUACCAGUAUCCACAACCAUCAGCUCUGACCCACCCCAGUAAGGUCCCCGCAAAAACCGACACGCUGUCGUCCUCAGCCAGCACCAGCAGCAGCAGCAGCCAAAAACCACAGUAUCGUCAACGCAAUCAGCAACACCAGCACCACCAUUGUCACCAAUACCAGCAGCAGCCACUAUGUCCAGUCGUAGAAAGUCCUCCACCCCCUGCAUGGUCCGGGUCAUCAGUGACCUGCCUGAAGAGCAAGAUGACCCUGAGGAGGUAAUGGACAUGGAAAUAUUGGCGGACAACAAUGUGACCGAAAAAGAAGAAGCAGAAUCCUCUGAAUCUGCAGAACAGAGUCGUCGAGAACCCCAUCAGGAGAAUCCAGUGAAUCCAGACCAGCAGACAUUUCCAAAACCAGUGGAAAACCAGAAUCCUGAGCCAUUAGAACAAGAAGAGCACUUGGGUAAAAAAGAUCAACCCCCUGUCAUUGAAGAUUUAGAAGCCAGAGAUGAGAGGGACAGGGAAGGGGCUGAAUCUGACCCGGCGUCCCAGAAAAAGCAACCCAGAGGUUACGAGUGCAAAUACUGCCCAUUUUCAACACAGAACCUGAAUGACUUUAAAGAGCAUGUGGACUCCAGCCACCCUAAUGUCAUUCUCAAUCCUUUGUACCUCUGUGCUGUAUGCAACUUCAAAACUAAGAAGUUCGACUCGCUGACGGAGCACAAUGAGAGCCAGCACCCCGGCGAGACAAACUUCAAGUUCAAGAGGAUAAAAAUGAACAAUCAGACUAUCUUAGAGCAGACAAUCGAAGGCAAGGACAAUUCAGUUGAGUGCGAAGUGACAAAUGAACAGGGUGAAAGCAACAGCAGUUCUAUGUUUCCACCUUGCAUAUCUACCACAUUGAAAACCCCUGACAAUAUCCGGUCGCUCUAUCAAAGGAGCGAACUGAAAAGCCAGCUUGAUGGCCUGAUCCAGAAGGAUCAAAUCACAGCCGUUAACAUCAACGGCACGGUCAUCAUCCCUGAACCCACGAUCCUCCAAGGGCUCUCCCAUGUCACCCCGAUGCUCCAGCGCCCACCCAACUUUAACUCUGUACCAAAAAUAGCUGUUCCCUUGAACACCACCAAAUAUAACCCUUCUUUAGAUGACAACUUGACAUUGAUCACCUCCUUUAACAAGUUUCCUUACCCAACACAUGCUGAGCUUUCAUGGCUGACAGCUGCCUCCAAGCACCCGGAGGAACAGAUCAAAGUCUGGUUCACAACCCAGCGGCUGAAGCAAGGCAUCACCUGGUCCCCAGAGGAGGUGGAAGAAGCCAGGAAGAAGAUGUUCAAUGGCUCAAUCCCUCCUGCCCAUCAAACGUUCACUGUCCAGCCUACAAGCUGCAUCCCUCAGCCAUCUGCCAAAUCCUCCCAAAAGUCCGUUGUCCACACUACAAUUGGGCAUACAAGUCAUAUCCGGACAAUUGCGUCCAAUGGUUUAACCAUCACAAACUCUCCUGCUGGAGUUGCUAUUGGCUCCAGCCUUAACGGUAAACGAUCCUUGCCUACACACCUGACGACAGUGUUCGGCCCGGAGUCUAAGCGGCCCAUCAUGGCAGUCGCCCCCCAUUCUGGUGACCCUAAAGACAGAGGUCUCAUGGCUCCUCCUCCACCCCCUCCUCCUCUAAAAGACCGCCUCCCAAUGGCUCCGCCUCCUGUUCCAAUGGAGAUGAAGAGACCUGUAGCAGUUCCUCUGGUCACCAAAGAGAUGAAGAGGACAUCCGCUACUGUGCCUUUAAUGCCACCGCCAUCAUCGUCGUCAUCACCAUCUUUGUUGUCCAAAGGGAAGAUUCUGUCAACGUUAGGUAGUCCCAAAACAAAGCCAGUGGUGUCGUUGCCCUCCAUAGUCUUUCCAGAGUCUUUAACGAGACCACUGAUAGUACCCCCGCCUAUCUUUGCCCCUUCAUUUAAAAGCCCAUUACUUUUUCCUCACAGUUCGCCACUCACUUCCAAAGAAAAGCACCCGAAUACCCACCCUUUGCCAGCUACUGAUUUGAAGCUGCCAAACUCCCCUCCAAUUGUUACCCCGCAGAUAAGGAGGCCACCCAUUAUCCAGUCCAUUCGCACUCCGGCUAAAGCCACGUCUCAGAUUCCAGGAUUCCUAUUGGAUAGCAAGAAACUAAAAGAGCAGCAAGGAGUAGAGCUAAAAGCCACCUACCCCAGAGGAGAUAAGGUACUCACACCUCUGGCAGAGGCCAAUGGGACAUCUCGCACAGACGGCAAAUGGCUCCACAAUCAAACCUCCCUUGCUCACAACAAUGGAGUCAUACAUAUGGAUGGUGGUGAGCCACCCACAUCUCUGAAAUCAGACUUUCAGCAAAAGUCUUCUGUGCUUACCCAAUUCCCCUUGCUGGAGAGAAUGAAAGGUAAGACAGCAGAACAGCUAAAGAUCUUAGAGGAGAACUUCCUGAGGAACAGCUUCCCCACCCACAGCGAUGUGGACAAUCUGGCAGGCACCACCCACCUGUCUCACCAGGAAAUCGACAGCUGGUUUGUGGAGCGUCGCGCACUACGCGACAACCUGGAACAAGCCCUUCUCAACUCCAUGGGCACUAAGAGGAUUGGCGCCAGUGGCAUCACCAAGAAACGGCUACAUCAGCAGCAACAGCAACACCAAACUCUACAGCUGAAUGGGAUUCACAAGCCAGGCACCGGUGUGGGCCAUCUUAAAAGCCCUCUUCCACCCUCACAUACCCUGCCCAUCAUUGCUCCCGGCGCCACUGCCCCCUCCAUCCCAAACCAGAAUUCCUGCUCUGUGCCUCCAGACAGCCGAUCCCUGGCACUCCUCAAGGACGAUUUUGCUCAAACACGGUGGCCUUCCCCUGAGGAGUUUAGCCAACCGGAGGGUCGGACAGGACCGGCUCGCACUGACCUUGGCCGCUGGUUCAAUGAUAACCGGCUGCAGAGUGGCAGCAUGGCGCUGACAGAACUUUUUCAGAACAAUGGUGUGAACGGUGGGCAGGGGACACCUGUGUGCUCUCCGGAAAACGCUCCCCCCGGCAUUAUCCAGCGCUGUCAGGACGGAGCCCUAACAAACAACAACAACAGCACCAGUAAGAUGUUGGAGGUUGAGUUGGGCUGGCUUAUGGAGCAGCGCAACAGCCUCAGCAGUCAACAGCACGAUGAGUUCCAAGACCGGUUUGCUGGCAGACUGACGCAGCAGAACACGGCGGAGUUAAAGAACGGGGGACAGAAUGGGGGAGUCGUGGGAGGAGCGCGGGAGGUGUUUGGGAGCUGGCUGCAGGACGGACACUCGAGGAGAGGACGGGAGCUGCACCUGGACAGAGAGAGGAAGAUGGCGGAGGACAAGUCUGGGAGGCUGACUGGAUAAACGGUGAGAGAACGGUCGUGUUUGGUUAAAGCAUUCUAUCAUGGUGCAUUGUCGUCUUAUCAGCAGCUGUCCUUGGGUUUCUUUAUUCUACUUCUGAUCUUCGCUAAAGGCUCUGAGGUCCGUCGUGUUACCGGCGUUUUUGUGUUUUAUUUUUGUGGAUGAUGUGUUACAUUUUUGUAUUGUGUGGUGAGAAAAUGAGAAAAUGUAGGAU
This is a messenger RNA of Micropterus dolomieu (smallmouth bass), 4242 nucleotides long. RefSeq names its product zinc fingers and homeoboxes protein 2-like. Gene Ontology annotation, cellular component: nucleus. NCBI's taxonomy places the organism in Eukaryota, Metazoa, Chordata, Actinopteri, Centrarchiformes, Centrarchidae. Gene Ontology annotation, molecular function: DNA binding; DNA-binding transcription factor activity, RNA polymerase II-specific. Gene Ontology annotation, biological process: regulation of transcription by RNA polymerase II. Bases 852 to 4031 code for a protein of 1059 amino acids. The record is from RefSeq and is a predicted model, not a curated record. The transcript has 4 exons.